UCCUUAAAUGCUCCCACAUCUACACUCCCAAGGUAGUUGUCAUUUGGCUGCGAGGCAGAUAGUUCUACAUCUGGAAAUCAGUCAAUUCAUUAUCAUUCUAUUGUGGAAAGAAAGUAACAGGACUCCUCUUCGUGGUAAACAUAGUUAUAUUUCUAAAGGUGUUUCCAGGUAGCGGUAGCAUUAAAAGGUGACAUGUAUUGGAAGAUUUUGACAGCGGUUCUCUGCUUCUAUGCAGUUGUUCCUGUAGAACCUACUGCAUCCUCAGCAGCUCCCACAACAACUGGAAAUGCAACAACAACAGCCACAGCUGCCAACACCACAAUCACAGCUGCCAACAAUAUCACCACAUCUGCCAACACUACAACCACAGCUGUCCCCACAACAGCCACAGCUGCGAACACUACAUCCACAUAUGCCAACAAUAUCACCACAUCUGCCAACACUACAAUCACAGCUGCCAACAAUAUCACCACAUCUGCCAACACUACAACCACAGCUGUCCCCACAACAGCCACAGCUGCGAACACUACAUCCACAUAUGCCAACAAUAUCACCACAUCUGCCAACACUACAAUCACAGCUGCCAACAAUAUCACCACAUCUGCCAACACUACAACCACAGCUGUCCCCACAACAGCCACAGCUGCGAACACUACAUCCACAUAUGCCAACAAUAUCACCACAUCUGCCAACACUACAAUCACAGCUGCCAACAAUAUCACCACAUCUGCCAACACUACAACCACAGCUGUCCCCACAACAGCCACAGCUGCGAACACUACAUCCACAUAUGCCAACAAUAUCACCACAUCUGCCAACACUACAAUCACAGCUGCCAACAAUAUCACCACAUCUGCCAACACUACAACCACAGCUGUCCCCACAACAGCCACAGCUGCGAACACUUCAUCCACAUAUGCCAACAAUAUCACCACAUCUGCCAACACUACACCCACAGCUGCCAACAAUAUCACCACAUCUGCCAACACUACACCCACAGCUGUCCCCACAACAGCAACAGCUGCAAACACUACAUCCACAUAUGCCAACAAUAUCACCACAUCUGCCAACACUACAACCACAGCUACCAACACAACAGCCACAGCUGCCAACACUACAACCACAGCUGCCAAAACCUCAACCCCAGCUGCCAACAAUAUCACCACAGCUGCAACAACAGCUGCCCCCACAACAGCCACAGCUGCAACAACUACAACAACAGCUGUCCCCAAAACAGCCACAGCUGCAACAACUACAACAACAGCUGUCCCCAAAACAGCCACAGCUGCAACAACUACAACAACAGCUGCCCCCACAACAACCACAGCCGCUCCAACUACAACGCCCUCGCCCCCAGUUGUUUUUGGCCUGGUAUUCAGAUCAGAUGAGGAUUUCAGUCCUGCUCUGACAAAUACCUCUUCACCUUUGUUCCAGAAUCUUGUAACGAAGACAACUCAAGCGCUUGAGCCUCUGUUUAAGGCACAAUUCCCAAACUUCAUAAGACUGAUUGUGGUGGGUUUCAGGAGGGGUUCCAUCAUCACAGACACCCAGCUGGAGUUUGCUGCCGCUAACACAACUGCUAAUGCAACCACACCUUUUGCUGAUGCCGUGGCUACUACUCUGAAGGCUGCGAUCACCAAUGGAAGUUUGAGUAUCAACAUCUCAGCCAAUUUCAAUAUUACUGUCCGAGCUAAUCCAACGACAGCAGCUCCCACAACAACCACAGCUGCCCCCUUAACUAUCACAGCUGCUCCCACAACUACCACAAGCGCACCAACAACAACCACACGUGCACCAACAACAACUACACGUGCACCAACAACAACUACACGUGCACCAACAACAACUACACGUGCACCAACAACAACUACAGCUGCCCUACAAACAACCACAGCUGCCGUUGCCCCGACAACCACCGCAGCCCCAAAUGUUUUGCUUCUAGUGUUCAGUUCAGAUGAGACCUUCACCGAAACUCUCUCAAACAACACCUCCCAAGAUUUCCGGGAUCGGGCUACUACUAUAAAAAACGCGAUUGAGCCAGUCUAUCGCAAAGUCUUUAGAAGUUUCAUUCAGCUUGUUGUGUUGAGUUUCAGACGUGGGUCCGUCAUCACAGAAUGCAGAAUGGAGUUUGGACCUACUGGUAACGGGACUGAACCCACUGCUAAUUUGGUGAAAGAUGUUCUGGUGAAAGAAGUCAACAACGGGAAUAUAGAUAUCCCUGUCAAUGCCAGCUCCAUCGUUGUCAGCGUUCUAAGCUCAUCCAUGUCUCCAGUGGUAAACAGUGUGUUUUCCUCUUUUGGAAUGACCCUGGUUUUCCUGCUGCUGUCUGCUGCAAUGCACAGACUUUAAGACCGGGACAAACCAACUCAUUUGCAACCCUGCACCUGACUACACAUGUAACUCUUUUAUUUUUUUAUUUUUUUAUCACAUAGCCCUCUUUUUCCAGUGAAAUUUCUCUAUAGCAUAUGCAUAUUAGGAUCCAGCCAUCAGCUGUUGUAUGUGAAGUCACCACAUCAAAGAGUAAAGAGCUCUAUCAUUCAAAUGAAAUUAUGUUUGUUUAAUCCUAGAUGGUCUUUAACGUAAUGUUAAACCUAUUGUACAGGAAUGGAUGCGUAAACAGAUUUCGUUUGUCAAUAUGGAGUUAAUGAAGGCAGGGCAAACAAUGAAACCAGACCUGAAGAUAAUCCCAACCAUCAAAAUCACCCAUUAUUGUGAGAAUAUGUCUGCAUUAAUACAAUUAUCCCUUGUGUUUACUGUUGAUUUGAUUAAAAUAAAAAAGGAAACUUUGGAAGAAC
Messenger RNA from Oncorhynchus tshawytscha (Chinook salmon), 2795 nucleotides. Its product is annotated as mucin-5AC. The record is from RefSeq and is a predicted model, not a curated record. Bases 193 to 2349 code for a protein of 718 amino acids. NCBI's taxonomy places the organism in Eukaryota, Metazoa, Chordata, Actinopteri, Salmoniformes, Salmonidae. The transcript is spliced from 9 exons.